This is a messenger RNA of Cuscuta campestris, 561 nucleotides long. NCBI's taxonomy places the organism in Eukaryota, Viridiplantae, Streptophyta, Magnoliopsida, Solanales, Convolvulaceae. The record is from the annotation of a GenBank genome assembly.
UUCUAAUGGCUAGCUACUACAUCCAACAAAACACAAACCAAGAUCUUUCUUCAGAGAAAACAGAGUUUCUGCUUUCAGAAUUUGUUUUCUGUGAAUAUCCCAUUCAAAUUCAUACUACAAACAGUUCAAAGGAAAAAUGGCAAUCGGCAUGGGGCACAUUCUCCGUGGGAAACAUGGCCUCAGAAGGUCUUCCUCAAGAACUAACAGAGAAGGCGAGGUUCCCAAGGGUCACUUUGCAGUCUAUGUAGGCGAGGGCGAGAAGAAACGCUUUGUUCUUCCAAUUUCAUACUUGAAGGACCAUUCAUUCCAAGACUUGCUAUGUCAAGCCGAAGAAGAAUUCGGAUUUGAUCAUCCAAUGGGUGGGCUUACGAUUCCUUGUCUAGAGGACUCCUUCCUGGGCAUCAUCUCUAGAAUUAGUAGAUCUUGAUACAUUUUAGACAUUUUAGUUUAGUCAUUAGAACAACAUUCCAGAGAUAUAACAUAUUUUUUUGUACAGUGUUCUGUUUUUCCCCCAUCAGAUCGGGAAAUAUAUAUUUUUUGAAAUUAAUGGAAGAUCUAUUU